Abrus precatorius (Indian licorice) is the source of this 210-nucleotide messenger RNA. RefSeq lists its product as uncharacterized. The record is from RefSeq and is a predicted model, not a curated record. The coding region runs from base 1 to 210 and encodes 69 amino acids. Lineage: Eukaryota; Viridiplantae; Streptophyta; Magnoliopsida; Fabales; Fabaceae. The transcript has a single exon.
AUGGCUGAUUGGGGUCCAGUGGUGAUAGCAGUGGUGCUGUUUGUGGUGCUAAGCCCUGGUUUGUUGUUUCAAUUGCCAGGGAAGAAUAGAGUGGUUGAGUUUGGGAACAUGCAAACCAGUGCCAUGUCUAUUUUGGUUCACACAAUCAUCUUCUUUGGCCUCAUCACCAUAUUUCUUAUUGCUAUUGGUGUGCAUAUCUACACUGGCUAA